Messenger RNA from Myzus persicae (green peach aphid), 1875 nucleotides. Its product is annotated as KRAB-A domain-containing protein 2-like. The transcript has 2 exons. Gene Ontology annotation, molecular function: nucleic acid binding. The record is from RefSeq and is a predicted model, not a curated record. Gene Ontology annotation, biological process: DNA integration. Bases 107 to 1798 code for a protein of 563 amino acids. NCBI's taxonomy places the organism in Eukaryota, Metazoa, Arthropoda, Insecta, Hemiptera, Aphididae.
UAUGAAAUAAUAUGUUUAAUUUUGUGUUAAUUAUUAUUUAGUAUUGUUUUAAAAAUGAAAUCAUAAAUAUAUUCAGGUAAUAACUAAUUAGAUGUGAUAGACAUAAAUGAUAGUACGAGUAUUUUGUAUAGCAUAUAUAGUCAAUAUAGUCUAUAGUACGAGUAGUGAGUACUAUAUAUUCUUAUUAAAUAAAAAUAAAAGUUCCAUUGGUUUUUACCUUGGAAAAUUAACGUGGCAAAACCAAUAUUAUUUAUGUCGUAAAUAUGAUCUGAUUGAAGUAGGAAAUGUUAAACAUAUUAUUUUAAAACCAAAAACUAAAACCGAAAAUAUUAUUUAUGUUGUACCAUAUGAAAACUAUUUUGAAAAAAUCGAAGAAAGCCAUAAAGCGACUGGUCAUGGUGGAAGGGAUAAAGUUGAGCAGAAUUUAAAAAAUAAAUACAACAUUCCUCGAAUAGCAAUCCAAAUAUUUAUUAAUUUGUGUACAACUUGUAACAAAAAAAAAUCAAAACCUUGUAAAGGCGUCGUUAUAAAACCAAUAUUAUCGGCAGAUUUUAAUUCAAGAGGGCAAAUUGACCUUAUUGAUUUCCAAUCAACACCCGAUGGAAAUUUUAAAUGGGUCAUGAACUAUCAGGAUCACGCAACCAAAUAUUUAUAUCUUCGACCACUUACUUCAAAACGAGCCACCGAAGUUGCACACGAACUUUUAAAAAUUUUUUUGAAACAAGGAGCACCUCAAAUACUUCAGUCUGAUAAUGGGCGAGAAUUUACAGCGAAAAUAAUUGAAGAAUUGGCAGAAUUGUGGCCUGAAUGUAAAAUAGUACAUGGGCGGCCACGGCACCCUCAGAGUCAGGGAUCUGUAGAAAGAUCAAAUCAAGAUGUUGAAAACAUGUUACGAGCUUGGGUCGUAGACAAUAAAAGUACCAAGUGGUCAAUCGGAGUUUAUUUUGUACAAUGGCAAAAAAACAUUUCACAUCAUCGAAUUUUAGGUCGUUCGCCAUAUCGAGCCUUGUUUGGCACUGAACCGAAGGUAGGUCUUAGUUCUACAAACUUACCUGCCAAAAUUAUUCAAAAAUUAUCAAGUGAAGAAGAUUUUGAAAAUAUUUUACAAGACAAUUCAGAACAUAAUUUUGACAAUAUACCUUCAAAGAAAAAAAUAUAUAGUGACAUAAAUAAUAUCUGCAGUGUUUGUGAAAAAUCAGGUAGUGAACUAAAAUGUACUAUAUGUAAAAGAAAUAUUCAUUCUGAUAAUUGCAGCUAUUCUAUAAAUAAUAGUAACGAUAUUGAAAAUAUUUGUCUGCUAUGUAAUAAUGAAAAACAGAUAAAAGUUAACCGCAUUGAAUCUUACAAACGGCAAACAAUAGCAGCUAAAAAAAUGACAGAAAAUAGUGAAAAACUAUUUAAAGAACUAAAGGUUGGUGAUCAAAUAGUAAUUAGUGUUCCAAAAGUAGACCGAGGACCUCUCGAUAGUCAAAAUAUAAAUGGGUUAGUGAUAGACAUUCGGAACGGCGUUUACCAAAUUGGUACAGAAGUUGGUAUAAUAAAAAAUUGGUGUUCAAGAGAAGAACUUCAACUAGUGUCGAAUAAUGGUUUAGAAGAUAGCAAAAUACAAAAAGACAAAUUCGUGUCCAUACGUGAAGCAGUAGCAAACUUAUCAAUUUUCAACGGUCAAGGUUUUGUUAAAUGUCAAUGUCAAGCAGGAAAGCGGCAAUGUCAAACCAAUAGGUGCUUAUGUUUUAAGAAAAAUCUUAAAUGUUCCAGCAAAUGCCACCAAAUAACAACAUGUGACAACAAGCAAUAGGUAACAAAAACUUGUAAUUAUAAUAUACCUUUUUUAUUUAUUUUUUAUUAUUUCAUUUUUAAAACAAUACUAAAUAA